Molecule: messenger RNA, 1165 nt
Organism: Galendromus occidentalis (western predatory mite)
Lineage: Eukaryota; Metazoa; Arthropoda; Arachnida; Mesostigmata; Phytoseiidae
Exons: 3
Coding region: 20-1165 (381 amino acids)
Biological process (GO): mRNA 3'-end processing by stem-loop binding and cleavage
Cellular component (GO): U7 snRNP
Molecular function (GO): U7 snRNA binding
Source: RefSeq, a predicted model, not a curated record
GAGAGGACCACCGGUCGUCAUGACGGAGUUGCAAGAUCUCUCGAAGCCGAUCAUCGAUCCGAUCCUGCUCAUCACUGAGGGAACCGCUUCCCUACCGUCCUGUGCGUCGGAUGUAGCCCCUCUCGAUAGCCUCUUGGAAUUCGAUAGCUUGAGCACGGUCGAUGUGUACGCAAAACUCGAUGACCGCGCUCGUCAAAAAAUCGCUGACGUGCGAUUGGCCGAGGAACUCAAUGGGGGAAUCCGGAACGAAGACGGGUCCAUGAGCGCUCGCAAGAAGCAGCACACCGUUCUCACCAAAAUCAGCGAUCAAUGGACCCGCGGGCCGAUUUCGAUACUGCACAAGGCACUUACAAACAAACUGAGAGUCAAGGUCUGGGUGCGAAGCCACUCUACUGUACGAAGCAUACUGACGGGCUUCGUUGCCGCAUUCGAUAAGCAUCUGAACCUUGCACUCGUCGAUGUUGACGAGGCCAUCUGUCUGAGUAAGGACGGCAUUAAGUCGAGCACUCUGACUCCUGAGGAAGAUCUCAAAGAUCUACGGCCAGUUCACAACGAGCAGGACUAUUUGCUCUUUGCCAACGCUCAUGAGCACCGCGACCACGCACGCGACCCCAUCGACGACGGAACGGAAUACGAACGUGCCAAAGAAAUCGUGGCGUCCGUCGGAACUAGCGAAGAACAACGCGAUGACGGCGGAACUCAUGUCGAACCCGCGGCAGCCGCCGAAAAGACCGCUAAUGACUCAGAAAAAAUCUAUAACAACAAUGACGUUAGUCAUGAUCAUCCGCGUAGCGAAAAUGACGUCGGGACGUCAACGCCUGGAGCAGAAGAAAUUCAAGCCGUGAAGAAGAAGUCGAAAGCAGCAGAUAGGCAGGAGACGGCGAUACCAACCGGAAGCGACCUGACCAAGGAGACAAUACAGAAAGAACGGAAUUCUGCAGCGCAUCAACGGGAAAAAAACUCUGGCGAUGAAUUGCUGAAGAAGACGGAGUCUCUGAACAUCGUCGAACCGCCCGAAGCUGCGGAGGGACCGAAGAAGAGAACGAAGAUGAAAUCGAAACGAUCCAAGCACAGGGGAGAUCCUCCGACGUUUUCGCAGAGAUUCAUACCGCAGCUAUUUGUCCGAGGCGAGCAGGUGGUUAUGAUCGCGUUCGCCGACAUCUAG